CACCAUGAAGACCACGUUCGCCAUCCUCGCUGGCGCCGUCCUCGCUGCCGCCCAAGACCUCAGCUCGCUGCCUCAGUGCGGUGUAAGUAACCCCGACGAUCCUGUGCCAGCAUCGAAGGAGUACCUCAUUGCGCGCUCGGUCGGCCUCUGACUGAACUGUUCAUCACUGACCAGCGCACAGCAAACAUGCAUCAACAACAUGCUCCAGGUUGCCAGCUCCCAGCUCGGCUGCGCGGUAGGCAACGUGACCUGCUACUGCACCUCGCCCGAGUUCGGCUACGGUGUCCGUGACUGCUCGAACCAGGCCUGCCAGAACUCGGCGGACGCGCAGUCUGUCAUCUCAUACGGUCUCACAUUCUGCUCAGGUAAGGGACCGCAAUGGGAGCUGUUUGCGACCCUGCACUAAUAUCUGAGAUCAGCUGCUCUCGCUCAACAGGUCGCGUCCGGUAGCAGCGCGGUCACUGCCUCUGCAAGCGCUGUCUCCGUCCUCGCUUCUGCCGGU
Messenger RNA from Baudoinia panamericana UAMH 10762, 502 nucleotides. RefSeq lists its product as uncharacterized. The transcript has a single exon. NCBI's taxonomy places the organism in Eukaryota, Fungi, Ascomycota, Dothideomycetes, Mycosphaerellales, Teratosphaeriaceae. The coding region runs from base 200 to 406 and encodes 68 amino acids. The record is from RefSeq and is a predicted model, not a curated record.